AUGCUCCAAGUACUUGGAGGCACUGUGCCUCCCAAUACUGAUCAUGCUGUCAGCGUGUCCCUGCCAACAUGGAGAGCCAAUGUUGGUUAUGAAGAGGGAGAAGAUUGGGUCAUAAGCAAGAUGGUUUGUGGAUACCCUCGGUUCUUCGUUCACCCCAGCAUCCAAAAGCUUGUCGCAGAGCUCGUCCAGCGUGUGGGUGACCCAGAGAAGGAAACCGCAACUCUUUUUGCCUCAAUCAAGACCGCGCGGAUCUGCCAGUCCUCAAUCACCUCCUCUGUGGCGGCCGUGAUUUACCCCAAGGAGUUUGCUUCUAUCGCCAAACAAGUCUGGCAACAUUCGGGUAACGGAAUUUCUAGUCGACGAGGCGAGUUCUGUCUGCGUGCCCUACAAGAUGGGUUUUUGGUAGAGGAUAAGAGCUCAUCUGCGGCCGAUGCCGUUCUUCAGCGACCUUGCAAGGGUCCUCGGAGAUACCAAGGCCGGGGCUCUCUGAGUGGUCCUUCAUGGGGCUCUUCAACUCCAUCCACCUCUUCGCCCACUCCCCCGUCAAGCAAUGGUCUUGAGGAGGGCCCAGACUAUGGUCAAUUUAUCGAGGAACGCUUUGGUCGUAACCUCAGUGCUUUGCAUGCGAAGCAGGCCAAGGUUGCUGUCCGAAAGCGCAUUGCUGGUGUCUUGACUGCCGAUGUUGAGCUACCGGAGGCCCUUGAGACUGCCUCUACAAAUGGCCGAGUUGAUGAUAUCUCUGAGAAUGACGUUUAUCUUUACCCUUCUGGAAUGAGCUCUAUCUUCAACGCGCAUCAGAUCUUGAUGACAGCCCGUGAGCCUAGAAAGAGUAUCUGCUUCGGAUUCCCUUACACCGAUACUUUGAAGAUUCUCCAGAAGUGGGGCCCUGGCUGUCUUUUCUACGGCCAUGGCUCAUCGGAGGAUCUGGAUGACCUUGAGAACAGACUGAAGAACGGAGAGCGAUUCCUUGCGCUUUUCACUGAGGCCCCCGGUAACCCUCUACUUAAGACUCCGGAUCUCAUCCGCAUACGAGCUCUGGCAGACCAGUAUGAUUUUGCUGUGGUAGUGGAUGAAACCAUUAGCAACUUCCUCAAUAUUAAUGUUCUCCGAUAUGCAGACAUUGUUGCGAGCAGUUUGACGAAGAUCUUCAGUGGAGACAGCAACGUGAUGGGAGGAAGCGCAAUCCUCAACCCCCACGGUCAAUACUAUCAAAAAUUGAAAGAGACAUAUGCUCAGGAAUUCGAGGACAUUUACUGGGCCGAAGAUGCCGUCUUCUUGGAGCGAAACAGUCGCGACUUCAUCACAAGAAUUGAAAAGAUCAACUCUACAUCAGAGCAGAUCACAGCCAUGUUGAAAGAGUCUCCUUUAGUGAAAGAUGUUCACUACCCUAAGUACAGUCCCACCAGACCCCUUUAUGAUAGCCUUCGUAACUCCAAGGGUGGCUAUGGUGGCCUUUUCUCUAUCACUUUCCAUUCGAACGCCGAAGCCGUUGCAUUUUAUGAUACCCUGGAAGUCCUGAAGGGCCCUAGUCUCGGUACCAACUUCACUCUCAGCUCCCCUUAUGUCCUCCUAGCUCAUUACGGAGAACUCGAUUGGGCGAGAUCUUUCAAUGUCGACCCCGAUCUUGUCAGAAUCAGUGUUGGCUUGGAAGAAGUACCAGACCUACGCGCUAGAUUCCAGACGGCUUUAGAUGCGGUGGCAAAGGUAGAGAAAUAG
Messenger RNA from Penicillium malachiteum, 1716 nucleotides. Its product is annotated as cystathionine gamma-synthase. Gene Ontology annotation, molecular function: cystathionine gamma-synthase activity; pyridoxal phosphate binding. Gene Ontology annotation, biological process: transsulfuration. The coding region runs from base 1 to 1716 and encodes 571 amino acids. The transcript has 6 exons. NCBI's taxonomy places the organism in Eukaryota, Fungi, Ascomycota, Eurotiomycetes, Eurotiales, Aspergillaceae. The record is from RefSeq and is a predicted model, not a curated record.